Molecule: messenger RNA, 1335 nt
Organism: Ustilago hordei
Lineage: Eukaryota; Fungi; Basidiomycota; Ustilaginomycetes; Ustilaginales; Ustilaginaceae
Exons: 1
Coding region: 1-1335 (444 amino acids)
Biological process (GO): siderophore biosynthetic process
Source: RefSeq, a predicted model, not a curated record
AUGUCGGCACUGGUCCAUCUCGCAUCGCCGCAAACCAAGAAGGCGCCUGUCGUCGUAGAGCCAGGUCGCUAUCCACUCGCUCUUCCUGAUGGCCACAAGUUCACCAUUACGGUCAGUCACGACAAGGGCUCUUCCUCCCAUGCUGACAACGAAACGGAAGAGCGAGUGCGACACCUGGUCAAGCUAGACUCUCCCCGACCACAUGCUACGCUCGACUCUACGAAUGUUCUGCGUGUUAUCUCUCCUCUGCCUCCGUAUCCAAACCCAUCGGCUGAACCAGACACGAACGGUCUCGCUUUCCGCACCACACGAUUCGCUGAAUGCCAGCUUCAGUCGGAAGGUAACGAUGCAGAUAAGGAGCAUGUACAGACAAAUGCGCACCAUGUCUGGGGCUGGGUCAACGUCAUCUUUGCACUCUGGCCGCAACAGGAGCAUGUUCUGCUCAAGACAGAUGGGUUGGACCCGUCAUUUGCUUCCGCUCUGAUCAAGUCUGGUCUGGCGGCCUUGGACCCUUGGAAUCCACCUUUGCUGUCUACAUCAGGCGCAAAGACGCAGAUCGACACCUCACGGCUGUUGAUCCCACGCGCUGCCUUCUGGCAAGGCUGCAACUCUCCAACUACUGGCUUUGCGCCCUGGAUCCUUCCUCUAGCAGACGCGGCAACACGGAGUGCACUUCUGUCUUCCAACUCGGAAACAGUCACAAACCCUCUCACUGCACCUUUCCGACCACCACCUUCGGCAGGUCCCAUCUACUCUCGUUUUAUUCCGAGACUCAACUCUCACCUCACAUUCCGAGUCGCUUCCUCCACCAACUCCAAAGACGUCGACCUGCUCACAGCGUGGCACAACACAGACCGAGUCAACGAAGGCUGGCGACAGCGUCUCACCCGCCAAGAGCAGCUCGCAGAGAUGCAAAAGAAUGAACGAAACCCAUACACCAUCGGUCUCAUCGGUGAAUGGGAUGGCGAACCUUGGGGCUACGUCGAGAUUUACUACUCAAAACAAUCGAACCUCAAAGAUUUCUACAAUGCGGGACAACACGAUCGUGGCUUCCACGCUCUGGUCGGGGAAGAAAGAUUUAGGGGAGCUCAUCGGGUGAGAUCGUGGAUGGGAAGCGUAGUGCACAUGAUGUUUUUGUUGGAUCCGAAUACAAAGCAGUGUGUUUCGGAACCGAGAUUGAGCAAUACAAAAAUGGUAGAGUAUGAGAUGAUGGUGGGUGGGAAUGUGGAGAAGGUGGUUGAUUUUGGACAUAAGCGAGCUGCGUUGGUGGUGUUUGGGAAGGAGAGGUACUUUCAGUUGUGUCCGAUGGGGCCACUGCCUGAACAACUUACUUAG